Physeter macrocephalus (sperm whale) is the source of this 879-nucleotide messenger RNA. RefSeq names its product transmembrane protein 270 (gene TMEM270). NCBI's taxonomy places the organism in Eukaryota, Metazoa, Chordata, Mammalia, Artiodactyla, Physeteridae. The transcript is spliced from 3 exons. The record is from RefSeq and is a predicted model, not a curated record. The coding region runs from base 1 to 864 and encodes 287 amino acids.
AUGGUAACUUGGCCCCCACCCUGCAGUAUCUGUGAGGUCACCCUGCCUCUCCCACCUGGAGGAGGGGUAGGAGGGACAGACAUGGAGGCCGUCCCUCCGGUCAGAUCCAGCCUCUUGGGGACUCUGCCGGUGGUGGUGAAGCUCUCCGCACUGCUGGCCCAGAGCCGGGCCCACCUCUGCAGUUUCCUGCCUCUCAAGACCACCCUCUUUAACCACUGGCUGUCAGGGCUGACCCAGGAGGCCCAGGGGUCCCACCCACCCGCCAAGAUCUCAGCCUGCCCCGCGGGCCGGGUUCUACAGGCUGGGCUGACACUGAUAGAAGUCCCUGUGUGGCUGGUGCGGCGGGCGCCCAGGCUGGUGUGGGCAGGCGUGCGGGGCUGUGCCCGGGCCUCGGGCCUGGCCCCGAAGCGGCUGGGUGCCUGGGAGCAGCUGAGCCUCUCUGCGGCCACCUGGACAGACCUGCUCUUGUCAUGUCUGCGCAGCCUGGCUGCCGGGCUGCUGCUACAGCUGACCUGGGGGCUGUGCCAGAAAGCCCACUGCUGCAGCCUGGGCCGGCUGCCCAGGAAGGCUCUGCUGGAGAACCGCGUGGUGCUGGGGACACUGGCGCUGCUGAAGUGUCUGCACUGGGGUGUGGAGAGCAUGGCAGCACUCACCUCCUGGCACCUGGCCUACCUUGUCACCUGGACCACCUGCCUCGCCUCCCUCCUGCUGCAGGCUGCCUUUGAGCACACAACCCAGCUGGCCCAGGCCCGGGAGGCUGAGCCCCAGAAGGCCUCGGGGCUCUUGUCUGAGUCCCCGCUCCCUGAGGCCCCGGCCCCCGAGGCUGGGCCAGUUCUGCCAGAGCCUGGAGCUCCUGUAGAAUAAAUGUGUCCCCAUCUG